Molecule: messenger RNA, 2311 nt
Organism: Pogona vitticeps (central bearded dragon)
Lineage: Eukaryota; Metazoa; Chordata; Lepidosauria; Squamata; Agamidae
Product: cytochrome P450 4B1-like
Molecular function (GO): monooxygenase activity; heme binding; oxidoreductase activity, acting on paired donors, with incorporation or reduction of molecular oxygen
Source: RefSeq, a predicted model, not a curated record
UCAGAAACAAGCACGCUAGAAAAUGAUUGAGAUGGGGAAUCAAAUAAAUACCUCAUGGUGGUCCUGUCUACCUGGAAGCAUCUCUCAGCUUUUUCGUCUGACUGUUGGCUUGAUCCUUACCUGUGUGGUUCUGAUGAUUAUCCACCUAUUUCAGAGAAGGCAAAAACUACUCAAUGCGUUCAGAGAUUUCCCAGGUCCCCCUGCUCAUUGGCUCUAUGGCCAUAUCUACAAGUUGAAAAAUGGAGAUGAACUGCAAAGCAUGACAAAAUGGACUGAAACAUUUCCAAGAUGUUUUCCUUUGUGGUUUGGAAAGUUUUCAAGUAUCUUGAUCAUCAACCACCCUGAUUAUGCCAGAGCAGUCUUCAGCAGAGGCGAUCCUAAACAUCCCCUAAUGUAUAGCUUCUUCAUUCCAUUGACUGGAAAAGGUUUAGUAAUACUGGAUGGGCCAAAGUGGCAACAUCACCGGAAGCUCCUCACCCCAGGGUUCCAUUAUGAUGUUCUGAAGCCUUAUGCAACUCUAAUGGCUGAAUCAGUUAAAGUAAUGCUGGAUAAAUGGGAAAAAAUCGUCUCAGAAGAUCCAGAAGGAUCAGUGGAGAUACAUAAAGACGUUGCCCUGAUGACCUUUGACAGCAACAUGAAAUGUACCUUCAGUUUCCACAGCAACUGCCAGUUGGAUGGGGAUAAUCCCUAUGUUAAAGCUACACUUGAACUCAGCAAUCUGAUUGACCAGAGAAUGAAGACACCUCUUUACCGAAGCAAUUUUCUUUACUGGUUUACCUCUCCGGGGCGUCGAUUCCGCAAAGCCUGUAAAGUAGCUCACUGCCACACAGAUAGAGUAAUAAGAGAGCGACAGAAGUCACUGAAGGAUAACAAUGAAGGAGUCCAAAAGAAGAAGCACCUGGAUAUUCUAGAUAUUCUUCUUUUGGGAAAGGAUGAAAAGGGACAACCGUUGCCUCAUGAGGAUGUACGUGCAGAGAUUGAUACUUUCAUGGCUGCAGGCCCUGAAACCCUAACUAGUGCAAUCUGUUGGCUCUUCUACUGCAUGGCCCAAAAUCCUGAGCAUCAACAGAAGUGCAGGGAAGAGGUUAAAGCACUCCUAGGGGACCAAGACACUAUUAAAUGGGAUGAUCUGAAGAAAAUGACAUACACCACCAUGUGCAUUAAGGAGACGCUUCGACUUUAUCCUUCAAUAAGUCUACUGCUUCGAUUACUGAAGUCACCUUUGACUUUUGAGGAGGGUCGAACUCUCCCACAAGACCUCCUGGUUGGAAUAAGUAUAUAUGGCAUCCACAGAAACCCUGAAAUAUGGAACAAUCCUGAGGUAUUUGAUCCCAUGAGAUUUUCACCAGAGAAUUCACAUUUGCGCCGUCCCUAUGAUUUUAUGCCUUUCUCUGUUGGUCCAAGGAACUGCAUAGGACAGCAGUUUGCCAUGAUAAAAAUGAAGAUCACUCUUGCUUUGACUUUGCUCAAGUUUGAGCUGGAACCGGAUCUAGCAAAGCCUGCAAUUCCUGUGGUUCAGAUUUCCAUACAUCCUGAGAAUGGGAUGUACCUGAAGCUGAAGAAACUGCCUUGAUACAUCAUGAUGCUGCUAAAUGCAUCCAGCAAAGUUGGUCGUGUCCCUCCUGAGCUGGUGCCGAAAUUCUCAAGGCUACCCUCUCAAAAACCCACAGUUCCAGCUGUGGACAUCAACCCAGAACAUUUUCCUCAGCAGAAAAAAAGCACUGAAAGGACAAUGCCACCCCAACAAUCUAUUUAAAAAAUCAUAGACGUGGAAAUUAAAUUUUCCUGAGAAACUUUAGUAUUUGAAAAAUAUAUCAGAAAAAAGCGACAUUGAUUAAGUAAUACCUCUUGCAUUCAGAGAUUCCAGUCUUUCUUCUUCUCAUCCUGCUGUCAUUAAUCCUGUUGUAAUCCUGGGUAUUACAGCUAACACAAUGCCUUAACGCAACAACAAUGAUCAAUUAACAGAUUGUUUGCCUUAAUUAUAAUUCAGACACAACUGCAGUGGCAAGAAGAACCACCAACUGCCUUUUUACUUCAAACUGUAGAAAAUACCAAAGGAGAGAACUUGAGUGUCCUUCAGGUUGCUCUGUCUUUCAGAAAUCCUGUGAAGAUUUUGAGCAAAUGUCAGGUUAUCACUCUGUUGCGGAUUCUUAGACAAGAUAUGAUGAUGGUUAUAGUCAUUAUUUUGAACUUGUGGGGUUGAUCUGAUUGUGAUACAGAAAUAAAGGGAUGGCAGGUAUCUGAGAUAGAAAUAUAAGAGGGUUGUAAUUAAUCUGAGAGGUCAUGCUUUCAUUGUAUUAUUCUGUCUGUU